Tripterygium wilfordii is the source of this 1591-nucleotide messenger RNA. RefSeq names its product probable purple acid phosphatase 20. The record is from RefSeq and is a predicted model, not a curated record. Bases 185 to 1456 code for a protein of 423 amino acids. Lineage: Eukaryota; Viridiplantae; Streptophyta; Magnoliopsida; Celastrales; Celastraceae. Gene Ontology annotation, molecular function: acid phosphatase activity; metal ion binding. The transcript is spliced from 5 exons.
CCUUGAAUUGAAUCUUCUUUUGGCAAUAAAUUGGGUCGGCCGGAUCACGAACUAAAUACAAACAAUGAAAUAGUUGUCGGCAUCUACACACGUACUAUAUACAUGGAAACCAAUACAAAACCUUCCACUUCUCUUGAUUUUCUAUCAUACUGAAUUUUUUCGAGUACCAAGCUAGUCGUUCAACAUGGCUCUGCGAGGUCUGCUCAUCGUGUCGUUUCUGGCUUUGGCGCUGAACGCUGUCGUUUCAUAUGACCGACCACCGCCUCGCAAGGACGUUUUCGUGCCUUCUGCGGAUGAUGAUACAUAUCCAGAACAGGUACAUAUAUCAGUAAUUGGCGAAGACAAGAUGAGAAUUUCAUGGAUUACCCAGAACCCAAGUCCUGCAACUGUGCAGUAUGGUACAUCUCCAGGUGUUUAUGGCGAUUCCGCUACUGGGACUACAAGCUCUUACAAAUAUUUGCUCUACAAGUCGGGCCAAAUUCAUGAUGUAGUCAUUGGCCCAUUAAAGCCCAAUACGGUCUAUUACUAUCGUCUGGGCUCUAAACCUGUUCGCAACCUCAGCUUCAAAACUCCUCCGGCCCAAUUUCCAAUCACAUUCGCUGUUGCAGGUGAUCUUGGACAGACAGAUUGGACGAGAUCGACACUAGACCACAUAUCCAAAUCAAACUACGACAUGUUGUUACUACCCGGGGACUUAUCCUACGCAGACACACUCCAAACUCUCUGGGACUCCUACGGCCGCCUAGUCGACCCACUAGCGAGCCAGCGUCCAUGGAUGGUGACUCAAGGCAACCACGAAAUCGAAAAAAUCCCAAUCCUCCACACCACUUCCUUCACUUCCUACAACUCCAGAUGGCGCAUGCCUUUCGAACAAAGCGGCUCCAAUUCGAACCUCUAUUACUCCUUCAAUGUCGCUGGUGUCCAUGUCAUAAUGUUGGGGUCCUACACAGACUUUGAUCCUACGUCGUCGCAGUAUAAUUGGCUACAAUCGGAUAUCGGGAAAAUAGAUAGGAAUCAGACUCCAUGGAUCGUAGUGCUAAUCCACGCACCGUGGUACAAUUCUAAUACUGCUCAUCAGGGCGAGUCUGAAUCGGUGGAUAUGAAGAAGUAUAUGGAAUCAUUGCUUUAUGAGGCUCGUGUUGACGUUGUUUUUGCUGGCCAUGUGCACGCAUACGAGCGCUUUACACGCGUUUACCAGGACAAAGCCAACAAUUGCGGUCCAGCGCACAUAACGAUUGGGGAUGGUGGUAACCGUGAAGGCCUUGCUAGGAAAUAUAUAGAUCCAGAACCUGCAAUAUCGUUGUUCAGGGAGGCAAGCUUUGGGCAUGGGCAGUUGCUGGUGGUGAAUGCAACACAUGCACAAUGGACAUGGCAGAGGAAUGAUGAUGACACCUCAACUCCAAGUGAUACGGUCUGGUUGAGAAGCCUCUCAUCUGAUCCAGCUUGUAAAGCUUAAUCAGAAUUCAAUCGCAGUGUCUUUCAACCUAAUGAGAAGUAAAAGGAGAGAAGGAAGUGUGGUAAAUAUGUAGAAACAGACCAGAUCAGCAAAAUUGAAUCAAAAAAUUAAGCACAUUUGGAGAUUUUUAUUAAA